This is a messenger RNA of Racocetra persica, 390 nucleotides long. NCBI's taxonomy places the organism in Eukaryota, Fungi, Glomeromycota, Glomeromycetes, Diversisporales, Gigasporaceae. The record is from the annotation of a GenBank genome assembly.
AAUUAUUUAAAAAAGAAAAAGAAAAAACAAAGCAACUUGAAGAAACUAUCGAACUAUUAAAAAAAAAACAUAAUAUCGAAAUCAAAGACCUUGAACAAAAACUCAAAGAAAAAGAUGAAAAAAUUACCGAAUUACAGAUUGAAAAUACAAGACUCAAAACCAUGUAUGAUCAACAAAAAUUACUAUUAGAUAAACUCAAAGCUAAUAAUGAAGAAUUAGAAACACUUAGAAAUGAUAGUAUCAAAUUUAAAAUUGAUACUACUAAUUUAAAUGCUGAAAUAACUAAAAUCAAAACUCAACGUGAUGAAUUAAUUAAAGAUAAUGAAAAAUUAAAAAAAAACUAUGAAGAUAUCGGAAAAGAAUUAAAUGAACUAAAAACUGAUAUUAAAA